Messenger RNA from Aspergillus luchuensis, 366 nucleotides. RefSeq lists its product as uncharacterized. Lineage: Eukaryota; Fungi; Ascomycota; Eurotiomycetes; Eurotiales; Aspergillaceae. The coding region runs from base 1 to 366 and encodes 121 amino acids. The record is from RefSeq and is a predicted model, not a curated record. The transcript has a single exon.
AUGAAUAAGGGGAAGAAGCAGAAAAGGAUGCGGGGAAUGAUCCAACGACCAGAAAGCCGCGUGGGAAAGACGAGUUUCGCCAAAAUAGAAGCGCGUGGUGGUAAAGGUAUGUAUGAAAGGGAAGACCCUCCGCCCCCCCUGGGAUGUCUGAGAGAGGGAUUCGACUCUGUUCAUCCUUGGGAGAAGAGCAUGCACAGCGCCCAUGCCGUUCACCUGCCAUCACUACCCACUAUGGCAGUCGGCAUGAUCCUGAGGUCUCCACAUCCCUGGAAAUUACAAGGGUCUGUUUCUGCCAGCACCUCAAAGUGUACUGCCGGGUACCUUGUGUUUCCUAAUUUAAUUUACCAUGAACAAGAAAGAGGGUAG